AUGAGGGCCCUCUUGUUCCUCAUCCCAGUUCUCUUCUUCUUCCUCCUCCUCCACAGCGCUAAACCCCCAGAGAAUCGCAAAGAGGUACAGGGUCCCGGUUCUCCGUUUCAGCAUGUAAUUGUUGAUGAUUUGGGUUACUGGGUGUUCGUAGGUAGUCAUCGACCGGAGCCUCAUCUCUCUGUGGCUGGCCAUCCCUCCCCUGCCUGCAGGAACCCUAGCGUGAAGUGGAAGAGAGACGAGUCUGGGCCUUGGCAACUGAACGCUUGA
Messenger RNA from Colletotrichum orchidophilum, 267 nucleotides. RefSeq lists its product as uncharacterized. Lineage: Eukaryota; Fungi; Ascomycota; Sordariomycetes; Glomerellales; Glomerellaceae. The transcript is spliced from 3 exons. The record is from RefSeq and is a predicted model, not a curated record. Bases 1 to 267 code for a protein of 88 amino acids.